AUGAGUACCGACCCUGAGACUCCCGAUGCGCCUGAUGGAAUCGACCACCAUGACGAAGAGAGCGAGGCCGACGAUGAAGCUAUCAACGACGCCAGCAUGCAGGAUGCGGAAGACGAUGAAGGUGGAAAUGACGGUGCCGUUGACGGCGAAGCUGAUCCUGCGACUGAACGAACCUUGCCCAAUGGCAGACCUUACACCGUAUCUGAUGAACCACAAGACUAUAGUGUCUUCAACAACCCGCGCGAUCUCGCCGACAUGCGUCAGAGACUUUUCACCCUCGAAGACCCCGUUGAGUUGCCGGUCGCGGACUGGCGAAAUUAUUUCCCUUUUGUUGAUAAUAUCUGGCGUAAAAUGAGAUCCCAGCCAGAGGACGCCGGUGCCAACGUCGAGUAUUAUGCCUGCAGGCUGCGACGCGGCGCCAGCCAAAAACCACAUACGCCAAGGCCCACUCCAGAGGGUAAACAGAAGAGGAAGAAAAGAGUCCGAGACGAAAAGACAUGUGCCAUGACGAUGAAGGUGGUCUACAACAACGGCCCAAUAGAGACCUGCACUAUUUCAAAAGCUACCGAUGGAGUAAUGAGACAUUCCCAUGAUCUGGACUACAUCGAUGGUACAAAGCGAAAUACCGGAAUCAUGGAUACAGCUCGCCAUGAAGCUACCAAAGGUUAUUUGCCCGCUUCGAUAUAUUGGAAAUUGUGGCAGGAGCCAGACAAGAUGCAGGCUGCUGGGGGGAGGUUUAUGAAAAUGUCAGACGUCCGAAAUGUCCAGUAUGCCUGGCGCCAGGGACAUCAACAAGUUGUUCUCAAGGCACACAAGGGCUUCAGUCAACAGCGCGCCCUCCGACAGCCGCCAGCCCCUCCACCUCUUCCGAAACCUCAAUUCCAACCUUCCAUGCAGCCUGGCGUCUUUGGCCGACUGGAACCCGUCAAACCAGAUGCACGGAAUGAGCCAACAGCAGCAAUAACGACAACGAUGACGACGACGGCGACGUCAAUCCAGUGGGACACGUUACAAUAUCCACAUCAUGCCAGAGGUUUUUUGGAACCAUAUGUGCCCGAUCCCAAACUUGCCGCCGUCCGAACCCGUCCGCAUAUCACUCUUACCUGGGCAAGCAGCCUUGAUGGCAGGAUCAGUCAAGUCCCAGGAGUUCCUACGGCUGUAUCUGGUCCAGAGACAAAGGCAAUGACACACUAUUUGCGAAGUCGGCAUGAUGCCAUCUUGGUUGGUGUUUCAACAGCCAUAGCUGAUGACCCUGCCUUGAACUGUCGACUCGCAAAUCCCGGCGGGUAUGGUGGACUAGCCUGGGAGUUCCAACCACGGCCCAUCAUCAUUGAUCCUCACGCACGGCUACGAAUUCACCCAGAGAUGAAAGUGCUCAAGACAGCAGCCGAGGGUCGAGGCAAGGCCCCCUGGGUCGUGGUCGCUCCCGGUGCAUUGCUACAUCCUGUUGCUGUAAGCACGCUAAAAGCUCACGGUGGAGAAUAUCUGAUGAUUAAUGACUAUCAUCCUGCACAAGGAGGACUAAACUGGGAAGGUGUUUUCCAUGUGCUAUUUCGAGAAGGAAUAAAGAGCGUCAUGGUUGAAGGAGGUGGGAUCGUACUCUCAGAGCUUCUGAAAAUGCAUCGCUCCCAUCUGGUCGACUCUAUCAUUCUCACAAUAGCUCCGACAUUCUUUGGUAAAGCAGGAGUGAUGGUGUCUCCGGAUCCAACAUUCGACCCUACAGGACGCCCAAUUGCUACCAGGUUGAGAAAUGUCAGAUGGCAACCAAUGGGAGACGCCGAUGUGGUUAUGUGUGGCCACAUGACUAUCGAUCCUUCCCCGCCUACAAAUGGUAUUCUACCUGGUAUCGAGGAAUACUCGCGAACAGCGGCAGUUGUUCCAAACCCGCAACAACAACAGCAGCAGCAGCAGCAGCAGCAACUUCAACAGCCGCCAGGAGGACAACAAACACCACCCGCCCCGCCAGCGAAAUCGCAAACACCUCAGCAGCCGGCUGUCGUCCAGACGGAGGCUCAUGCAUCCACGAGUGUUCCUACUGGUACUCCGCAGCAACCGGUACCUGUGCCUCCACCGGUAUCUGCCCCUGCACAGCCUUGA
Messenger RNA from Cladophialophora psammophila CBS 110553, 2097 nucleotides. RefSeq lists its product as uncharacterized. Gene Ontology annotation, biological process: riboflavin biosynthetic process. Lineage: Eukaryota; Fungi; Ascomycota; Eurotiomycetes; Chaetothyriales; Herpotrichiellaceae. The coding region runs from base 1 to 2097 and encodes 698 amino acids. Gene Ontology annotation, molecular function: 5-amino-6-(5-phosphoribosylamino)uracil reductase activity. The transcript has a single exon. The record is from RefSeq and is a predicted model, not a curated record.